AUGGACCCUCCAUAUUUGCAUGUGACUGAGUCUGGAAUGGGACGAGAGAAUGGCGUUCAGUUCUGGACUAAAGUCCCUCUUACCUCUCAAAUCGUUGCUCAGGGACCGGUGGAUGAUUUCUCAAGAUGGUACUCUACUCAGGCUCUAAGGACUGCGCUUCCCCCGCUAGGAGUUACUGUCUCUCCACUUGUCCCUUGGCUCUUGUGGAAUCUUUGGAUUGCAAGAAAUAAGCUUGUUUUUGAAGGAAAGAUUUUUCAGGUGGAUGAUAUCAUCUCAAAAGCAUCUGCAGAAGCUAGAGCUUGGGAGAACGCGAAUGCAGGGAAAAAGCUGGCGCGGAAGAAGCUUAACCCAGUAAGAGUAUCAACCCCUCACCCUUUCUCUUGUUGGAUUGAUGGGGCUUGGCAGGAAUCUACAAGAGCAGGAAGCAUGGGUUGGAUCAUUAAAAAUGAAGAAGAUGCAGUCCUCUGUCGUGGUUCCUCAAAUAGGACACAUGUGGAAUCAGCACUUGUUGCAGAAGCACUAGCUUUGAGAGAUGCCCUUAAGCAAGCAAAUGAUCUGCAGCUUCAAAGUCUCCAUAUUUCCUCGGACUCACAGGUCCUUAUAUCUACCCUGCGUGAAGGGCGGGAUUUGAAUGAGAUUGCAGGUGUCCUUACUGACAUUAGGAACCUUGCCACUCUCUUCUGUCCAUUAUCUUUCUCUUUUGUACCUCGGUUAGAAAACAUUCAGGCAGACUCUUUGGCUAAGGCCAGCCUUGCUAGGUUGGCUUUGUAA
Raphanus sativus (radish) is the source of this 771-nucleotide messenger RNA. RefSeq lists its product as uncharacterized. NCBI's taxonomy places the organism in Eukaryota, Viridiplantae, Streptophyta, Magnoliopsida, Brassicales, Brassicaceae. The transcript is spliced from 2 exons. Bases 1 to 771 code for a protein of 256 amino acids. Gene Ontology annotation, molecular function: RNA-DNA hybrid ribonuclease activity; nucleic acid binding. The record is from RefSeq and is a predicted model, not a curated record.